This is a messenger RNA of Frankliniella occidentalis (western flower thrips), 3646 nucleotides long. RefSeq names its product putative inactive tyrosine-protein kinase Wsck (gene Wsck). The coding region runs from base 141 to 2426 and encodes 761 amino acids. The record is from RefSeq and is a predicted model, not a curated record. Gene Ontology annotation, molecular function: transmembrane receptor protein tyrosine kinase activity; protein binding; ATP binding. The transcript has 10 exons. Gene Ontology annotation, biological process: multicellular organism development; cell surface receptor protein tyrosine kinase signaling pathway; protein phosphorylation. Gene Ontology annotation, cellular component: signaling receptor complex. Lineage: Eukaryota; Metazoa; Arthropoda; Insecta; Thysanoptera; Thripidae.
UUUGGUUUGUUGUGGUGACAGAGCCGCGAUGAUGUGAAAGGUUAGCAGCGGUACACCACACCCUGAUGAUUCAUUGACUACAGUCAUGUAAUUUAAGUAAAUCUUGAGUACUCUCGGUUAAGUACCUAGAGUUAAUCAAUAUGACUCCAAGGGCCGUUUGUCUCGUUCUUGUGGUGAUUUUAGUAUGUUCAGAAAUACCACAUACAUCUCAGGAGUCUGCAGACAUCCUUGUAGGCUGUUUCAAAUCAGGAACUAUAGCUCAAGAAGCUAAUACAUCUUUCCACCCAUUGAAUAGUAAUGCAGGUGAUAGUGUAAAUACCUGUGUUUCAGCAUGCUCAACCAACUUCUACAGAUAUGCUGCGCUUCAUAAUGGUCUGAAUUGUAGCUGCAGCAGUAAUUAUGGAUCUCUUGGAAUAGCAGAAGAGAGUCAGUGCAAUAAACCUUGUCGGGCGAACACAACUCAGAUAUGUGGUGGGGAAUAUGCUAGUACUGUUUAUGAUACCGGCCAGAAAGCUCCGGGCCCACCUACUCUCCUAGAGGUUUUCAACAUAUCUCAACAUGGAUUCCGUGUCUCCUGGUUACCGCCUGCUGCUCCUAACGGGCCACUCCAUUCCUACACUGUCACUGCAGAACUAUUGAAGACCUACAGUCGCCUUCAGUUGUCCCCUGUAAUGUCUUGGACCUAUUCAGCUACUGUCAAUAGUGCUGAUGUCCUUGACUUACAUCCGGGGUCUGAGUACCGUGUUAAAGUGCAAGCUGAAUCUGAUAAUGGAGAGGGUGUUCCAGCUCAGCUCUUUGUAGGAACACACGUAGGAGACCCGGAUAUUCCAAAUGAACCAGAAAUUAUUCAAAAGCUGGUAUCUGAAGGACAAAUUCUAAUUAAGUUUACUGAGGGGAUGUCAGAAAAUGGCCCGGUUACAGGCUACAGAGUUGUUGUCAUCUGUGGAAUAGCUGACUUUGAACCUGACCUCCUCGAUUCAUAUUACAAUGCUGAAAAGAAAGGGCUCCCAUAUUACAUUGCUGCCAGUUUAGGACCAAAGGCAUGGACUCAGAACUUCACUGUAGGAGAUGGUCACCGAUAUGGAGAUUAUGACAAUGUUAGAUUGCAUUUUGAUGAUGCUCGGUGCAAUGAAAAUGACAUACAAAUUGCCUUGGGUGUGGUGAGUUCUGAUGAGAAUCACACCUGUAUUUCAUACUCAUCUUUGCACUCAGAGAAGAGUGUAAAAAUAAUCAUGCCUGAACCUAAAGAAGAGGGGCUUGAAAGUGGUCUCAUUGCUGCAAUAGUUGUUUGCAGUGUUUUAUUGGUUCUUGUUGUCAUUGCAUACUUUGCUGCAAGACACUUUGCCCCUCAAAGGCAAGGUGCAUCUAGGAUGGAGGAUCCACAGGAAAUGUGUCUGCAAGGACCUAUGAUUGAAGUGGAAAAUUAUGGUUAUUUGGCUGAAGAAGAUGAGGAAGAAAACAGAACUGACCAUUAUGAUCGAUUAAAGAAAAUUUUGUGGGACAUACCUCGCAACUUUUUGGAUAUCCAAUCAAAUAACAUCCUAGGAAGGGGAGAGUUUGGUACUUUUAUGAAGGGGACAGUUCUCCAAAAUGGCUAUCCAAUACCUACUGCAAUCCACUGUAUUGAGGAUGGAAUGCUCUCGGCAGCCACCAAGCGUAGCAUGUUGCAAGAACUUGCUCUCUUAAUUAAUUGUGCCACUGGAAAUCAUUCUAAUAUUAUUCGUCUAGUUGGAACCUGUGAGAGUCCAGAGAUGUUGUAUGUUGUCCUUGAAUACCACCCAGCCACUCUUAAGGAUAUUUUGUUGGAAAGCAGGACAUUGGAACGUCCAGGGUAUGACAGAGAUCUAUCCUCUGUGUGUUCACUUCCUCAACAAGCGUUUUUACAGAUAGCCAUUGGCAUAGCACAAGGAAUGGCUCAUUUAGCCAACAACAAAGUUAUUCACAAACAGCUUGCAGCUUGUAGCAUCCUCAUGGCAGAUGGAAUGGUCCCUAAAAUCACAAAUUUUGGAAUUGCAAAGUGCAACAGAUCUCAAGUGGUAUCUGACUUCACACGGUGGACUGCGCGCGAAAUUUUCCGAAGUCAACAUUUCACAGUGAAAAGCGAUGUUUGGGCCAUGGGAUGUCUUAUGUGGGAAAUGGCAGCUUUAGGGGGAACUUUAUACAGCAAUGUUCCUACUGCAGAAGUAGCUGCUCGUGUUAUGAGAGGUCUGCGUCCACCUCAUUUGAGUCACGUGUCUGAUGAACUAUACCAGCUAAUGUUGCAAUGCUGGCAGCUGGAUUUGGAUGAAAGACCAGAUUUUUCUGAAAUUUCCGCUAGUCUAUGUGAACUUAUUAACAACAGUGAGACUCAUCUCGACUGGAAUGUUGUGCCAGGGUUUCAGUAUGAGCAAUACCUAUCUGAGCUAGAAACAAUCAGACAGAGGUAGUAGGUUUCCUUUGUUUAUGCAUUUCUGUCACUCCUGUUAUACGGGGCCUGUGGCUUAUUCAACAAUGCAACUUAACACAAUGUGUUUUUUUAAUAUCCUGUUUGACUUUGUCAUGGAUUUUAGUUUAUCACUUAUGUUCUGCUAGCAAUUAUGUUAACCAUUACAAUGGCCAUGGUGUGACAAGGUUACAGCACGUUGUAAAAAACAGCCCCAAAAAUCAAUACUAUCCAAUGUGUUCAAAUUCAUGAAAUCGCACUGUACUUAUGUUAAUAUAGUAUUACUGUAUACAAGUUUUUUUUUGUAUACCGGCAAAUUUUACUGCUACGCAACAAUGCGUAAUUCCAGUAAAUUUUUAUGUUGGUAUUUCUAGAAAUUUUAGUUGCCUUUUAUCUUGUCAGAUUAUCUCAAUUGAGUUGGAUUAGAAAGAGUAUUACAUUCAUUUUUUCUGUGAUGGAUUCUUCAGCAGAAUAUGAACUUCCUGAGUUGUAUGUAUUGAGUUUAUGUGGUUAGAUGUAAGACAAUAGUGCAUCAUCUUUAAAUAGAUUACCUUAUGUUAAUGCACUAAUGUGUCAGUCAUACAGUAGUUAGUUUUCAAUGACAUGAUUGAAAUUUGAAAUACUUUUGAGCUCAUAUUUUUGGCCAUACUCAUGAGACCAGGUUGAGACUGAUUUAGGGUUAUAGAAAUAGAAAUGCCAGUAUUUUUAAGUGCUUGACAGCAACAGAAGAAAAAACAAACGAACAUGUAUUUAAUUGACGAAGUACAGUAAAAUCCACUUAUCAAAAUUGUGGGUCUUACUGUAAAUUUAUAAACAUGAUCUGAUCUUCUCUGAGUGUGGAGAAAAAACUUAAACCAUGAGACUUUUUUAAAAACUAAAAUACCGUCCAAAUAAGUGUGUUUUUAGUGAUAUUUUCAUCUAUUUUAUUGUUUGAUUUUAAGUAAGAUUUAUUUUACAGAUGUCGUUCUUUAUAGCACUUUUAUAAGACAUAGCAAACGGUGUUACAUUUAAAACGAAAUGAAUCUCUAUACUGCCAUUCCUUAGUUCCCUUUACAAUGGGAAAUGAACUUAAAUAAUUUCAUCGGGAAGCGUUGUGCUGGAGUAUUAUAUCUGAAUGAUAGCAUUUAUCAGUUGUAGGAUCAAUAGGGGCUUUCUCAAGAUAGGUGUAGCCUAUGAACACUGUGGUUUUGAAAUACAUUUUUUCAAGGAGCACUUUCCAAGAAA